Molecule: messenger RNA, 1356 nt
Organism: Oryza brachyantha (malo sina)
Lineage: Eukaryota; Viridiplantae; Streptophyta; Magnoliopsida; Poales; Poaceae
Product: probable lysophospholipase BODYGUARD 1
Exons: 5
Coding region: 102-1220 (372 amino acids)
Source: RefSeq, a predicted model, not a curated record
GCCUCGACCCCCUCGUCGUCCGCAACCUCGACCUCACAUCCCGUCCUCCCAAACACAGAGCCCCGCCCCGCCCGCGACCGCCGUAGCAGUGGUAUCCAUCAAUGGCCGCCGACUCCGACAAGAAGCGGCCAGGCUCGGCCAACGGCGCCGACAGGAAGGCGUCGCCGACGAAGCCGCGGUCCUCCGCCACAUCUGGUCUGAUGUCCACGGUGUUCCCAAUCCCGUUCGUGCUGCUGCUGGCGGUGCUGUACUAUCAGCUCCAGCCUCCGGCUCCGACGACGUGUGGAACUCCGGGAGGCCCUCCGGUCACCGGGCCAAGGGUCCAGCUGAAGGACGGGAGGCACCUGGCGUACCACGAGUACGGCGUCCCCAGGGACCAGGCCAGGCACAAGAUCAUCUUCGUCCAUGGCUUCGACUCCUGCAGAUACGACGUUGUCCAAGUGUCCCCCGAGCUGGUAGAAGAGCUGGGCAUCUACAUGCUCUCGUUCGAUCGGCCCGGGUACGGAGAGAGCGACCCGCACCCGAGCAGGACGGAGGACACCAUCGCGUUCGACAUUGAGGAGCUCGCCGACAGCCUGCAGCUCGGCCCCAAGUUCUACCUCAUCGGCUACUCCAUGGGCGGGGAGAUCAUGUGGAGCUGCCUGAAAAACAUCCCUCACAGGCUCGCCGGGGUGUCCAUCCUCGGGCCGGUGGGCAACUUCUGGUGGUCGGGGUUCCCGUCGAACGUGUCGACGGCGGCGUGGUACGUGCAGCUCCCGCAGGACCAGUGGGCGGUCCGCGUCGCGCACCACGCCCCCUGGCUCGCCUACUGGUGGAACACCCAGAAGAUGUUCCCGGCCUCCAGCGUCAUCUCCUUCAACCCGGCCGUCCUCUCCCGGGAAGACAUGGCCGCCGUCCCCAAGUUCGGCUACCGCACCUACGCCCCGCAGGUGAGGCAGCAGGGGCAGCACGAGAGCCUGCACAGGGACAUGAUGGUGGGGUUCGGCAGGUGGGGGUGGAGCCCGCUGGAGAUGGAGAACCCGUUCCCCGGCGGCGAGGCGGCGGUGCACCUGUGGCACGGGGCCGAGGACCUCAUCGUGCCCGUCCAGCUGUCGCGGUACAUCGCGCAGAGGCUGCCGUGGGUGCGGUACCACGAGCUGCCCACGGCCGGCCACCUCUUCCCCAUCGCCGACGGGAUGCCGGACGUCAUCGUCAGGUCGAUGCUGCUCGGCGACGAGUGAGACCGACCAAGAUGCAUCUAUCUGUUUUUGGGUUUUGGGUACUGUCACGUACGGCUGCACGCAGUUGCAUUUAUAGUCCUAUCUUAUAUGUAGAGAAAUGAUAAAUAAGAUUUUGCCUAUUCGUUCUGUUUACGGA